AUGAAAUUCAACGAGAGAUAUCGCCAACAAAAUAAUUUUCAAGCAUUGCCACUUGAACUAGGACUUCAAAUUUUUGGCACCGCAUUAGGGUAUACCUUUGCUACUCUGGCGCCAGUGGGCCGAGUGUGGAUACCACAAAUUCACUUUUGGUGUGUCAUUGGUAUUCAAAUUCUGAGAACGCUUGUUGUCAUCCUCGCCAGUGGUCGUGACUCAAACCACCUCAUCUAUAAGACUGUUCCUAAAGAUCUGAAUUGGAUCUUUGUGGGUCCUGAGUUCCACUGCCUUCAUCAUGUUUACCCAGACCGCUACAUUGGAUCGUUCAUCAAACUUUUUGACUGGAUAUGCGGCACUGCUUACUCCUUUCGAGGAAAACGAUUUGUUAUUACCGGCGGGGAUGGAGCUUUUAGCCAAGCAAUGGUGAUGGAGCUAAAACGCGAAGGAGUACAAGACAUUCGCAAGUUGGAAUUCGGUACCGAUUGGGACCCCCAUCACUUUGAGAAAGCCGCCCAAAUGUUGGCCACCUGUGACAUCCUCAUCCUGGAGCACGGCACCAAAGAUGGAGAUGCAGCGAAAUCAAACUGCGAUUCAGCGGUUCGCCUCGUUCAACUAUUCAAACAGCACAGAUCGACCAAUGGGUCCAAUCCGACACUUCCUGAAGUUUGGUACGUUGGUAGUGAAAUUGAAAUCCAUCCAUCUCUCGAGAUUUCACAAUUGCAACGCUACUCUGACUCAAAACGGUCCUUUCUUCCACACGGUCGUUCUUAUUAUGAUGAUGCCGAUAUAAUUUACCGCCACAUCAUGCCGUCUGCGUUUCAGUCAUCCAUGGGGCCCGCUAUAUAUUCGCCAGUUUGGGCUGCUAGGUGGUCAAUGUGGUGGAUCCGGAGAGGUGCUCGCUAUAUUCCUGUUUCGUGCACUGUGUUUUCCUUUUUGAACUAUCUCAAGUUCAUUUUUCUGGUUCCCUAUGCCCGCGAUGUGGAUACAGCUUGA
Penicillium robsamsonii is the source of this 987-nucleotide messenger RNA. RefSeq lists its product as uncharacterized. Lineage: Eukaryota; Fungi; Ascomycota; Eurotiomycetes; Eurotiales; Aspergillaceae. The record is from RefSeq and is a predicted model, not a curated record. The transcript has a single exon. Bases 1 to 987 code for a protein of 328 amino acids.